Alternaria arborescens is the source of this 1623-nucleotide messenger RNA. RefSeq lists its product as hypothetical. Lineage: Eukaryota; Fungi; Ascomycota; Dothideomycetes; Pleosporales; Pleosporaceae. Gene Ontology annotation, cellular component: fungal-type vacuole membrane. The transcript has 3 exons. Bases 1 to 1623 code for a protein of 540 amino acids. Gene Ontology annotation, molecular function: transmembrane transporter activity. Gene Ontology annotation, biological process: transmembrane transport. The record is from RefSeq and is a predicted model, not a curated record.
AUGCCACCUACACGAUCUACCUACAAAGAGAGUCGGAAGUACAGCGAAGGAACGCUGCCACUCUCCGAAGCACCUACCGCGACCAAUUCUAUGCGAGACGAAUCACGACACGCCAGUGUCGACACACUCGACGAGCCCAAUUGGCCGCAAUCAUGGCGUGCCUACGCAUGCUUGUUAGGCUGCUUCUUCCUCAUGUUCAACUCGUGGGGACUAGUCAACGCCUACGGCACGUGGUCCUCAUACUAUGUUGGCCACUCACUCCGAGGUACUGAUCAGCUUGAACUGAACCUGAUCGGCUCGACUCAAUCCUUUAUUGUGCUUCUGCUGUCGAACGUGGUCGGGCGGCUCUUGGAUGCUGGUCACUCUCGCAAGGUGAUCGGUUGUGGUACUUUCCUUGUACCCUUUGGUCUUUUCAUGCUUUCUGUCGCGCAUCCCAGCGACAUUGAGGCUCUUGGAAACUUCGGCUCGAUCUGGGCAACUCAGGGCCUUGUGGUCGGCCUGGGUAUGGGUACCUUCUUCGUUUCCAGCUCCCAAGUUGCUUCAACAUGGUUUCCCAAGCGCCGGGGUCUUGCUGUAGGCUAUGUGGCUUGUGGUGCCAGUGUAGCAGGCGUGAUCUACCCCAGCAUGCUCCGCUACUUGAUCCAGUCUGUCGGUUUCAAUAACGCAGUACGCUACGUUGCCACUCUCACUUCGGUGACAUGCAUCUACUCCUUCAUCUUCUGCACGCCAGACCCUGCCCACGAGCAUCACGAACCGAAGAGCUGGGGUAAGCUUAGGACUUGGUUCGAUACUGAAGCCUUCAAGAACAAGGCUUGGUGCUGGUUCACAGCUGCCGUUGCGUUCAUGUUCUUUGGCUUUUACCCGGUCUUCUUCAACCUUGAAGAGUGGGCAUCAGUGCGCGGCUUUGGCACUCGCGACCGGACAGGUUCCCCAAUAAGCCCCUCCGACACGACCGACAAACCUCUUCAAACGUUUUGGCUCCUUGUCAUCAUGAACGGAGCUUCGACUGUCGGACGCAUGCUCCUCGCGCACUUCUCGGACAAAGUCGGCGCCCUCAAUAUGCAUAUCGGCUCUCAAUUCACCGCGUCGAUGCUCACACUGGUCCUCUGGACAUUGGCUGGAUCAGAGACCGACGCUAUCGCCUUCUGCGUCGUUUUCGGUGUCUUCUCUGGUAUGGUCAUUGGUCUCCCUCCUGCGUCUAUCGGCAACAUUCUCAACUGCACCUACGCCACACCUGACACGAGACACUUUGCAAAGAAGAAGCUUGGCCACUGGACCGGUAUGAUGUACACGUUUGCAGCCAUCCCUGCCCUUACCGGCCCCGUCAUUGCUGGCCAUCUCAUCACAGAGUACAACACGUACAUCACUGUUCAGAUGUGGUCCGGUACUAACCUCAUGCUCUCAUGUAUUUGCAUGAUCAUCUCUCGCUGGUAUCUACCAUGCGAUAAUGGCGAGCAUGCGAAGGAGGCAAUCAUUCGCAGACUGAGCAAGGCUGAGACAUCUGAGAAGCGUAGGGACAGUGACCCUACCUCAUCACCUGACCCACUAUCACAAGCCCCUACCCGGGUUCCCUCACCGCGUGCUUCCUCCGACAAUGUCAGCGAUGCCGGCCAGAUGGUCUAA